Candidozyma haemuli is the source of this 2415-nucleotide messenger RNA. RefSeq lists its product as uncharacterized. The record is from RefSeq and is a predicted model, not a curated record. Gene Ontology annotation, biological process: P-body assembly; deadenylation-dependent decapping of nuclear-transcribed mRNA. Gene Ontology annotation, cellular component: P-body. Lineage: Eukaryota; Fungi; Ascomycota; Pichiomycetes; Serinales; Metschnikowiaceae. Bases 1 to 2415 code for a protein of 804 amino acids. Gene Ontology annotation, molecular function: RNA binding. The transcript has a single exon.
AUGUCUCUUUCGGGCUCCAAUCACGAGACGCCUCAUGGGGGCAAAAAGGUUGAUAGAGCAUACGAGUUCCAGGAGACGUACGAGGGCCUCGGUGAGUUGGAGGAGGACGAUGCAUUCAACAGUGAGACUUUUGGGGUCAGCAGUGUUGGCAAGGAUUUUGAUUUUGGAAACAAUGGUCAGUAUCAUUCAGGCCCUGGACUGCUGACAGUAAGACCUGAGGUGAGCUAUGCCCGUGUGGCAGCCAAUGAUGACGACUUCAUGAAAGAUUUAUGGGGUAUGCCUGCUCAAAGGCGAGAGGAGGUUUCCCAGACUGAAGGUCAGGACAAGAAAUUUUUAAGCUUGGAGGAAAUCGAAGCCCAAUUAACCGAUCGAUCUUUCUCGACCAGUCAUGAUCGAUUUGCUGCGCAACCCUCUCAGUUUUAUGGAGGCCAGAGCUCAAUUCCUCAGGCCCCUUACCCAAACUAUCUAGUUCCACCACUGGGGUUCAUUCCACCACUGGCACAGUUUGGAUUGCCAGGUGCGCCACCUUUCAUGGCGUUGCAACACCCAAAUGGUUUCAUGGUGCCUCCUGGUCCAGGUAUCCCGAAUGCUCCUUUUCCAAGUGAAGAGUGGCAUCACAAGGUAGACCCACGUACGGCUGCAACGUCAGUCAACACCAUGCCAGUAGGCGGCCAACCUGGCCCUUCAGCUGUGGACGCCGCGCUAAGCGGACCUACCUCAGGACCUAAGUUGAAUGUGAGCGAGGCUCAUACGGAAGGGUCUUUCGCACCAGACAGUACUCUAGGUGACGCUCCUAAAGAACACGAGAAACUGGAGCAGAUGGCAGAGUUUCCUUUGUUAGGAACUGGCAACUUAUCGAGUAAGAAGGAUCAGGUUGUGAAAAGCUCUGGCUCAAUUCAAGGAAGCAAAGAUGCACUCUUCGAUUCUCGUGGGCCCGACCUUGCUCAUCUUACGCCCGAGCAACGUUCUGCCUUGAUCAAACGUCAAGAUAAAGUAGGGAGGAUAAUGCGCUAUUCUGGCAUUAUGAACCCCAAAGACAAGGAUUUCGUCACCAGGUUCCAACUUUCUCAGAUUGUCACUGACGACCCUUAUAAUGAGGAUUUUUAUGCUCAGGUAUACCGAGUUAUCCACCCCAAGUCAACCCCUGGUGCAUUAGGACCUUCCAGUGGACAACCGGAACCCAAUUCGAUUGCCCAAGCUUACCUCGACCAAAGCGGGCAUAGGCUCGGUGGAAGAUUCAAGAGAGCAGACGUCGCUUUACAGCGUAUGCAGCAACAAGUUCAGAAGGCAGUGAGUGUUGCAAAGGAACGGCAGAGCUUACCUCAUAAUGAGCGAGAGGGAGUUUUGGGGAAAGUUUCCGUUGGUUCGGGAAAGAAGCCUCGACAGCAACUUACGAUAUUAAGCAAAGCAGCUCAAAGAGCAAAGGACAAUGCAGCUUCAUCAGGAGACUCCCCCAAACCCAUACAAGAUUCACCUGCUACGGCUACUACAAACAAGACGAGCAAGAAAUAUACCAAAAAACAUAUUAUGGCAAUCUUGGAGGACAUUAUCAACAACCUCAUUGCGGUGGAAAGCCUGUCUCGUUCGGAACCCAAUGUGAAUAACACUGCGUUGUGGAAUGCUCUAUGCAUCUUGGACAGCUCUUCGUACUCUGGAGACGAGGAGCUGAUUGUGAACCCUUUCAUCCAGUGCUUGAACUACGAGAAGACGCUCAAGAUUCUUCCUCGCUUAUUCAAGUUUUUGACGAGGGAUCAGACAUUAACUAUAGUGACGUUAGUUAUGUCAAAUCUUGAGAACUUGACGGUCAUAAAAGAGGGGUCUUACACAACAUACCAUGAUAAGAUUGUCCCAGCAGGAAUAUUGAAGCUAGUGGACCUAUACUCGCUUACAUUUUGCAAGGUUUUGAUGAACUCGGUCCAAGAUUUCAAAUUCCAUGAGAUAAUUGGACUUCUUGUCAUUUUAAUACAGCACAAUGUCGUUUCUUUUGUCUCAACCACGAAAAUUGGAUUGUCUAUUCUUACAAGUUUGCUCUCCAGGGCUGAACUUAUAAAAGGAGAGGGUUCGAUUUCAGCGACGGAUUUGUCCGAAUGGACCUCUUGCUACGAUGAACUAUUCACAGCUCUCGAGUCAAGAAUUGCAGCAAUCUUCCCACCUUGCCACGAAGACUCCCAAAAUGAUUAUGUUUGGCAGUUCUUGGCAACUUUAUCUCUUGGUGGUAAGUUAAGCCAUCAACGUAUCAUUGUCGACGAAGUGAGAGACGAGAUCUUUGGGGUAAUGAAUAGGGCGAAAGCCAUUUCCAAUUCAGACAUGGCCAAGUUGCAUGAAAAGCAGAACAUGUUGAAUAACUUAAAUAUGUACUUGGUUGUGAUGGGUUUGGUUGCCAACGAGAAUGAGAUUCUGGAGUUGCAAAGUUAA